CUAAAACCCCUGACUAUAAAGUAAGAAAGAAAGCAAACAGCGCCAAGUAGCAAAACCCUAAUCUCCAGCUCCGCCAUCGUUUUACAGGCCCAAAGCUUACUGCGCCGAAGCCGAAGGCAACAACCUUCAAGCUCGCAGCCGCGCAGAUUCUAAGGUUGCAAAAUGGGAAGCGACAGUGAAGCGGAGAAGUCGGCGCAGAAGCAGGAUGGAGAAAAGAAGAAGAAGGCCAUAGCUCUGGCUCCCAUAGCCAAGCCCCUUGCCGGCAAGAAGCUCUGCAAGCGAACUUUCAAGCUCGUCCGCAAAGCUGCUGAACAUAAAUGCCUGAAAAGAGGAGUGAAGGAGGUUGUCAAGAGCAUCCGGCGGGGUGGCAAAGGGAUAUGCAUUAUUGCUGGGAACAUAUCUCCAAUUGAUGUCAUAACUCAUGUUCCAAUUUUGUGUGAAGAGUCUGAAGUUCCGUACAUAUACGUCCCUUCCAAAGAAGAUCUUGCAACCGCAGGAAACACAAAGAGGCCUACAUGCUGUGUUCUCGUACUAACGAAGCCUCCCAAGGGAGAGAUAGCCAAGGAGGAGCAGGAGAAGUUGAAGUCGGAUUAUGAUCAAGUUGUAGCAGAUAUCGCUGAGCUCACUUCCUCUAUGUUUUGAUCCACAAUGCUCUGCAAUUUCUUGUAUAACCUAAGACAAACCAUCGAAUCCUGUCCGACUCUUAUCCGGUUAAUGAUAUGCAGUUUUGGGCUUAUUAUGCAGCCCAGACUGUUGAUGAUUUCUUGAUUGUGUAUGAACGAGCAAGCUAAUCCAUCCUCCUCUGAUUCCCUCCUCCUUCUUGUCUAGGUCUAACCCUUGCCUUCAUGCUCUCUCGCGCGUCAUCUGCAUAUGUUUUGCACUGCAUCUGCCGAGAU
Linum tenue is the source of this 896-nucleotide messenger RNA. The record is from the annotation of a GenBank genome assembly. NCBI's taxonomy places the organism in Eukaryota, Viridiplantae, Streptophyta, Magnoliopsida, Malpighiales, Linaceae.